This is a messenger RNA of Anastrepha obliqua, 14363 nucleotides long. RefSeq names its product protein lap4 (gene scrib). The transcript is spliced from 35 exons. Gene Ontology annotation, biological process: neurotransmitter receptor transport, endosome to postsynaptic membrane; neurotransmitter receptor transport postsynaptic membrane to endosome. Bases 848 to 12229 code for a protein of 3793 amino acids. Gene Ontology annotation, cellular component: postsynaptic density; postsynaptic membrane; adherens junction. NCBI's taxonomy places the organism in Eukaryota, Metazoa, Arthropoda, Insecta, Diptera, Tephritidae. The record is from RefSeq and is a predicted model, not a curated record. Gene Ontology annotation, molecular function: protein binding.
CAUGUCGUUUGGGUGGGUCUUUUUGUUGUAAUUUUUUACUGACGCAUAAAAAAGUUAGAAAUUCCAACGGCGCGCUUCUGUUUUAUGUUUUCUGCAGUAAUUUUGAAAAUUGUUUCUGCUCCUUUCAAGUUGGAAAAUAUAGUGGAUGUGUAAAAUUAAUCAAAUGCCAUGAAAAGUGAAGAAAACGCAAUAUUCUGAGAAGAGUGCAUACCUACGCUACGGAAAAUCGGAUUAGGUGGUGGCUGUGGUGACGGUAGCAGUGGUAGCAGCAACAGCGAAAACCGAAACAGUACAAAAGAUAACAAAAGUAAAGUAGAAUAAGAAAAAGGCCGUAACGCAAGGAGAAAAGCAAAACUGGUCAAGUGCAAAAAGUGUUGUUGCUGUCCCGCUGCCUUGGAGUAGCGCUUGUCGAGUGUGCGUUUUCACCCAUCCACUAGUGGUAGCGUUAAAACAAGCGGACGUGUUGGAAUCGAAUACGUAUGUCGUGCGACGCGAUGCGAUAAAAAAAAUUCAACAUAUGCAUUUCACUAGAAAAACUCGGCAACUUGUCCACGAAAACGCCAAACAAAUAUAUUUACGACUAUCCGUAAAACACCUCGCGCGUUACUUUAAAAUUUAAGUUUAAAAGUGCUUUCGUGUAAUUUAGUUUUCCGUCUUCGUAUAUACAUACAUAUGCAUCUCGUAACAAAUCAGAAUUUUUUUUAUGCAAAGAACCAAUUGGUAAGAGGUGAAAGUGCUUGCAAAAUAAAGUUAGUUGUAUGUGGAAAAAAUACAAUCGGGUCAGUGAAAUACGGUGUUAAAUAAUUUUCAAGUAAUUUUGUCGCAACUUAUGUCGUAAAUCGUCGUCAUGUUCAAGUGCAUUCCAAUAUUCAAGGGCUGUAAUCGCCAAGUUGAAUUCGUUGACAAGCGGCAUUGUUCACUGCCCAGUGUUCCAGAGGAAAUUCUUCGUUAUUCACGUACAUUGGAGGAGCUAUUCUUAGAUGCGAAUCAUAUUCGAGAUUUGCCAAAGAAUUUCUUCAGACUUCAUCGUUUACGAAAAUUGGGCCUAAGUGAUAAUGAGAUAGUCCGAUUACCUCCAGACAUCCAGAAUUUUGAGAACUUAGUGGAACUGGACGUUUCACGAAAUGAUAUUCCAGACAUUCCUGAUGACAUCAAACACCUGCAAAGCCUACAGGUUGCUGAUUUCAGCUCAAAUCCGAUUCCAAAACUACCUGCAGGAUUUUCUCAACUCAAAAAUUUAACAGUUUUAGGUUUAAAUGAUAUGUCACUUACCACAUUGCCAGUCGAUUUUGGAUGCUUAUCACAAUUGGAAUCAUUGGAGUUGCGGGAGAACCUAUUAAAACAUUUGCCCGAAUCGAUACGACAACUGACUAAGCUAAAACGAUUAGAUUUGGGCGACAAUGAAAUCGAAGAGCUACCACCAUAUUUGGGUUACUUGCCCGGCUUACAUGAGCUUUGGCUAGACCACAACCAGUUAGAAAGACUGCCACCUGAGAUCGGAUUACUAACCAAUUUGACAUAUCUGGAUGUUUCUGAAAAUCGGCUCGAGAAAUUACCAAACGAAAUCGGUGGCCUCGAAAAUUUAACCGAUUUGGAUUUAGCACAAAAUUUACUUGAAUCUCUACCCGAUGGAAUUGCAAAAUUAAGUCGACUGACAAUUCUCAAGCUGGAUCAAAAUCGCCUACAAAAGUUAAAUCCAACCAUAGGAUCUUGUGAAAAUAUGCAAGAGCUGAUAUUGACCGAAAACUUCUUAUCAGAAUUGCCUGCAUCGAUUGGCCAAAUGACAAAAUUGAGCAACUUGAAUGUGGAUCGCAACGCGCUUGAAUACCUGCCCAUCGAGAUCGGAAAUUGUGCAAAUUUGGGCGUUUUGAGUUUGCGAGAUAACAAACUAAAGAAACUACCACCAGAGUUGGGAAACUGUUCGGUGUUGCACGUGCUGGACGUGUCGGGCAAUCAGUUGCAGUACUUGCCGUAUACACUGGUUAAUUUGCAGCUGAAAGCUGUUUGGUUAUCUGAAAAUCAAGCACAGCCGCUACUGACGUUCCAGCCAGACACAGACGAGGCAACAGGUGAACAGGUACUGACAUGCUUCCUACUGCCACAACAAGAAUAUCAACCAAUUACACCAGAUUACCCACCGUGUCAACUCUAUAGAUCGAGCGAAAAAUUCGAUUCGUCGGAAUUCCACGUCUAUCAACAAAAAGCGCGCGAGCUUGAAACCGAUUCGGACGGCUGGGAAGAGCGUGAAGCUUCAAGAACACAUUCCGUAAAAUUUUCCGAAGAAUCAACGCAGGAGAAGGACACACCAUUUGUUAGGCAGAAUACGCCGCACCCCAAAGAGCUGAAGGCAAAGGCACACAAACUAUUUGCCAAAGAUCGUAGCCGUGCUGAUGACGCCAAUUUAGAUACAGUUUCGGAAGAAACGUCAUCAAAGUUCUCUGUUAGUGGGGCAUCCAGAAUUGGGCCUAAUUCCACCAUAGUUGAGCAUAUAACAGAAAUAAAGCCCAUCUAUGAAAAUCACCAACAACCACAGCCGCUCUCACCACAAACGCCAAAAGCAGCGGUAUCAUUUUCACAACAACCGGUUAUUGCACAAGUAGCGGGGCAACAACCAAAUUCGGAUGGAAGUUCAGUAACAGCCCACGAACCGAUUGCAAGUGUUGCGCCCGAACAUGGCAAUGUUCCUGUGGUGGUAGCUUCAGCAGCAGUAACAGCGGCAGCUACUUCCAGCGGCACCGGCGAUGAUGAAGAAGAAGAAGACUUUGAUGAAGCGGAAAGGCGUGUGGGCUUCCAAGUCGAGGGUGCGGAUGAUGAUUUCUACAAGCGCCCAAUGAAGUUGCAUCGACGCGAUACUCCGCACCACUUGAAGAACAAACGUGUACAACAUAAUCUCACCGAUAAAAAGGCAAGUGAAAUUCUCGCCAAUGCGUUAAAUCAAGAGAAGAAAACGGCACAACUGGCUCCAGUUCAAUCGCCAAUACAGGAAAAUGUGGCGGCCGAGCAAAAUGAACAGCAAUCAUUGCAACAGCAGCAACAACCCUUCACGGCACCCAUUUCACCCAUUCCUCCACCAACCGUGCCGACCCCACUCUCAACAGGGCAAUUACCUGAUGAUGCGGUUGAUGGGCUGACGGAGCUACGUCUCGAACAGUAUGAAAUUCAUAUUGAACGCACCACUGCUGGUCUUGGCCUGAGUAUAGCGGGCGGGAGAGGCUCAACACCCUUCAAAGGCGACGAUGAGGGCAUUUUCAUAUCACGUGUGACCGAAGGUGGCCCAGCGGAUUUGGCUGGCUUGAAAGUUGGCGAUAAAGUACUAAAAGUGAAUGGUAUUUCUGUGAUCGACGCCGAUCACUAUCAGGCUGUACAGGUAUUGAAAGCCUGCGGAGCCGUGUUGGUGCUGGUGGUAGAGCGCGAGGUGACCCGCCUUAUUGGACAUCCGGUAUUUAGCGAAGAUGGCUCUGUCUCACAGAUUUCGGUGGAAACACGGCCAUUGCCAGCGCAACAGCAACAAUUUACGCAGCAACAUGAAAAAUUCAUUCCGGCACCAAUUGAAAUUAUUCCAGAACAGCAACAGCAACAACAACAACCUGCUACAAAUUUCAACAGUUAUCAAGCAAAUGUAUUUACCACACCGUCAACGCUUACGGGAACAGCAGGAGCAACAAAUGCGGCAAAUUUAUCACAGCAACAGCAACAGCAGCAGCUACAACCGCAACACGUUGGGGUUGCAACAACAAAUGGCAUUUUGGAAAAUGGCAAGUUGACGCAGGAUGCCCCCUUGAGCUAUCUUCAAUUGCACACGACUUUAAUUCGCGAUCAAAUCGGACAGGGUUUGGGCUUCAGCAUUGCCGGUGGAAAAGGCUCGCCACCGUUUAAGGAUGGCUGCGAUGGAAUUUUCAUUUCACGCAUAACUGAAGGUGGUUUGGCGCAGCGUGACGGCAAAAUAAUGGUUGGCGACCGUGUGAUGGCUAUUAAUGGAAAUGACAUGACGAACGCAUGCCACGACGCCGCGGUACAAUGUCUCACAGAGCCGCAGCGAUUUGUGCGCUUAGUUUUGCAGCGCGAAUACCGUGGACCUCUGGAGGCGCCGUUAAGCCCACGCAGUCCCGCUGUAUUGAACUCGCUUAGCCCUUCCGGAUAUCUCGCAAAUCGGCCAGCCAACUUCAAUCGUUCCAUUGGAGACAUAAUAACAGAGCAGGCACAAAGUAAUUUGCAACAUACUCCAGUACUGGCACAACAACAACCAACCCAACAACAAUUCAACUACACCACCCAACCGUCGGCAUAUGAGACACAUAAAAAUGCCGCGAUACCCAACGCAACAGCAGCAACAAUAACAGCCGGAACUGCAGAUGGUAAUAUUGUGCCGAAAACAAAUGGUUUUACGACUGCAGCAACGAUGGCGUCCUCAAAACAACCCCAGGCGCAACAAAUCGAUAAGAUUACGGGACAGCCAGUACCAGCUCCCAGGCGUGCCAACUCUAUUCCUUUAGGUGACGCGGCAGCAGAAGCGAUGCCAGCCAACGGCGAUGCCGCGCAGCCAUUCAAACCGGCACCCACUACGGCCACAAACCCACCCACAGAUGCUUCUUCAGAAACACAGGUGCCGCCGCUCCGCCCGCUGACAAGUGAAGAUUUCCAAGCGAUGAUACCGGCACAUUUCCUUAGCGGUGGCAGUCAACAUCAGGUGAAUGUGGCGCGUGGCAACGAGGUGGGUGUUGGACCCUCGGUCACCGUAACGGUGAACAAAGCUGUUCCAGAUCUGCCUAUGUUCCCGGCAGCGCCCACGGAGCUGGGUCGCAUUACCGAAACGAUCACAAAAUCCACAUUUACGGAAACCGUAAUGACGCGUGUCACCGAUAACCAUUUAGCGGAGCCACUGAUCAGUGAGGAAGUUAUCUUACCCAAGAAUCAAGGAUCACUUGGCUUCAGCAUCAUUGGUGGUACGGAUCAUUCGUGUGUGCCGUUUGGAUCACACGAACCGGGGAUAUUUAUUUCGCAUAUUGUGCCUGACGGUAUUGCCCAUAAAUGUGAAAAACUACGAAUGGGUGACAGAAUUUUGAAGGUGAAUGACGUGGAUAUCUCGCGUGCUACCCACCAGGAGGCUGUAAUGGAGCUGCUGAAGCCUGGCGACGACAUUAAGCUGACAAUACAACACGAUCCAUUGCCCCCUGGCUUCCAGUUUGAGGUAGAAAUUUUACAUACUGAGGAUAUCGUCAUUAGUAAAGCUGAAGGCGAACGUCUGGGCAUGCACAUUAAGGGCGGACUUAAUGGUCAGCGCGGCAAUCCAGUUGAUCCCACCGAUGAGGGUGUAUUUGUGUCGAAAAUUAAUUCAGUCGGUGCAGCGAGACGCGAUGGAAGGUUGAAGGUGGGUAUGCGUCUUCUGGAAGUCAACGGCAAUUCACUGUUGGGCGCCUCGCAUCAGGACGCAGUAAAUAUUUUGCGUAAUGCUGGCAAUGAAAUCCAUUUGGUCGUGUGCAAAGGGUACGACAAAUCCAAUUUAAUUCAUUCCAUUGGUGCAGCUGGCGGCAUGAGCACAGGCUUCCACACAUCAAGCAGUCGACAGGGUUCUCGUGCUUCCGAAACAGGCUCUGAACUGAGCCAAAGUCAGAGCAUAUCGAGCUUGGAUCGCGACGAAGAUGAACGCAUACGACAAGAUUUUGAAGUUUUUGCACCGAAAACCGAGUUGAAUAACGAACGAUCAGUAUUAGCAUCUGUGGCGGCAUUGGCCCACUCGCCCACCAUUCCGCCGAGUGCAGGCGCUUUGCCACAACAGCAUGCAAAUGAAAGUGAUACAUCCAAAAUCGGAGUCGUUCCACCGCCACCACAAACUCCUCAAGAUGCGCUUGCCACGUUUACAAAUGUCGAAAAAACGUUGGUACAAACAAAGGAAAAGAGCACCCCGGAGAAGGUGCUUGAAAUCGUUCGUGCUGCUGAUGCAUUCACCUCAGUUCCACCCAAAUCACCAGCCGAACAUCACGAUCAAGAUAAAAUUCAAAAGACCACAACGGUCGUCAUUUCGAAACACACGCUCGAUACAAAUCCGUCGACUGGGGUGGCUUCCUCACCCCCAGCAACACAUUCGUUACAAGCAGCGUUACCAACGGUCGGCACAACCACGACGACGACCACAACAACACCACCGGUAUCACCAGGUCUGGACUCGACAGUUACUACAGAUGUGGCCUCGGCAAGUCGCACAAAAGCGGCCACCCCACCACCCCAACAACAACAGCCACAACAGCAACAGAGGCGCACUCCAACUCUCCCUAUACAGAAGGCGACAGCAGAAGCUAUAACAAAGCCUAAAGAUUCCCGUUAUGAGUAUGAAGAGAUGGUAAAAAGUCAACCUCAUGUUCGAUGUGAGGAUGAGAGCGCUCCCUUGGCGCACAAAGCUAAGAAAGCGGAACCUGUUUAUAUAAUUGACGAUGAAGACGAAGAAGAAGGGGAGAAAGAGUAUGCCGACGAUCAAGCUGAAGAUUCUAAAGAUGAGGCCGAAGAUGAUAUCGAUGCGUUCUCGCCGAAUAUCUCGGCUGACCAGGGUGACACAGAUUCUGAUUAUUUUGAGCGGCCUCGCCCUUCGCCACGUUACACAAGUGAUUCUGAGAACGACUACCGACCAUUUCGACCCAACGUCGAUCGGUUGGGAAAUAUUUCUGGUCGCAGCACACCAGAUCUCUCAAGUUCCACAUUUGGUCACCGAAAAUCUGUAAGUUUCGACUUGAGUGGCGAUGAACGGUCCAAAUCCGACUACGAACGUUCACGCACUCCUGAUGGUUAUUCACGGUAUUACGAUUCUGAACAAGAAUACAGUAGCACUCGCCCUCGUAUGCCACGCAAGGGCAUAUUGCGCUCGGCCAGCCCUUCAUCAUCCAACAAUUCGACACUGGAACGUUGCAAACGUCCCGAAAAACUGCCACCAAUAGUGCCUACAGUGGCGCGUAUCAAAGAAAUCGAUUCGCCCACAGUUCAACACGUCCGAUCGUGUUCACCUUUAUCCAGCAGGGAUGGUACUAGUGGUACUAGUAGCGGCUAUCGAAGUCCUCCACCGCUACCUGAAAGAGUGCUGGUGUCUACUGAAAUUGAAAGAGAUAACCCAUUCCGUGAAGCAUUCCUCGAUAAAACCAAAAUUGAUGAAUACACUGAAUUGGCAAAAGCUAUGUCCAAAUCUCCUUCAGCACUGAAAUCACCGAGGGAACACUUUUUCUUUGGUUCGAAGUCGACUGAGAAUUUGUUAUCAGCAGAACGUUCAGUCUCAAGUGGCCGUAGUACUCCAAGUACAGUGAUUAGCACACAGUCAAAAUCCACCGAAGAUCUACUGUCAAGCUCAACAGGUGCCAAACCAAAGAGAAUACCGCCUCCUAUAAUGCCGAAACCGGUGACUAAGAAAGCUGAGCUGGUACAUAAUGUGGCGUUGGAUGCCUUUCAAAAAGCUGAUGUUGGUUAUGGCGACUUUACGGUUUUCGAACACGAUCCUACCACAAACACAAUUCAUGAAGUGAGUUCGCCGCCACCUCCGACAACACCAACACUCCCAUUAACUCCACCUGCUGGUAGUAUUGCAAAACUUCCCCUGCGUGUGAAAACGCCACGUAGUCCGUCGCGCCCGCGCGAAAGCCCACCUCCACCACCCAUCAAUUAUGCUACGAUGCCUAAACCUUCUUCGCCGAGUGUACAAGUGAGAAAAAACGAUGAAGCUGAAGCGUAUUAUAUGGAGGUGUUGCCACCUCUCCCGCCGCCACCUGCAGACGAAGUACCACCUUCGCAGCGCCGCCACUCGGAGUUUAUACACGAAAAUUCACCGGACCACAUAUUGGUUACUGAAGACGAACACCGUACAAUAAUGUUGAAUGAGAAUGAAAUUCGCAAUCAGUUACGUAGUAUAAGCAGGAAGUCGCAAAUACCAGAGCUGGGCGUACCGCACGAAGAUGCGCCACCAGUUCCAAAUUAUGCGAGCAUCAAACACUCGCCAAAGUUGGAUAACUUAUCAUCAAUAGCAGCAGUACAGACAGAUACUCCAUCCAAUAACCCUCUCUCGCCCACACAAAUAUUCCCCACAGCGCAAAUUCUUCCUGUUCAAUACACCAGCCUUCCGCAGCCCCAACAGGCAAAUAUUGCCCAAGUCCUAACUGGUCAUUUGAUCCCAACUAGUAAAAACAACCUCUCGAAUUCCCAACAGAACCAAUCGCUCUUUACUGUAGGCGGUCUUGUACUGCUUCCACAGGCAACGUUCUCUACAUCAACGUCGAAAACAACGUCAUCGUCAUCAUCAUCUUCGUUGGUUACUACACCUAUUUUCCUAGCCAGUAGUGGUGCAACAGGCGGUUUAUAUAUAAAACCACCCCAGAUUCAACAACAGGCGCCUCAAAUUCAUCUGCAUCAGCGUACAUUACUGUCACCUUCAUCAGAACACAUCACCACAUCAAAAGUGCCUAAAUCGGUUUCCGAUAAGAAACGAUUCUUUGAAUCAGCUAUGGAAGAUCAACACAAACCAUCACAAAAGACAGAAAAAGUUUUCUCGUUCCUGUCAAAGGAUGAAGUUGAGAAGUUGAAGCAAGAAGAAGAAAGGAAGAUGGCAACACUUCGUCGUGAUAAGAAAUCGAGGUUAUUGGAUGGCUCGUCUGCAAAUGGCAACGAUGAGAAUGAUGCUUAUAUCACCUCCGCUCCCGCCUCUGUCGCUGCGACCAUCGCUAGUGAACAUCGAAAAUUACAAACAGAUGAUGGGAAUUAUGAGGGGGAUUAUGCUUAUGAGGACGAUAGACGCCUUAUGGCUGACCACCGUAACGUACUACGCGAGCGUGAUAAUUGUGAUGCGGAUGACAUGAGGGUAAAAUCACCGUCACCGUCACCACCUCCACAACAACCACAACCGUUACCAGUCCGGCAUCCAGAUGCGGAACCGCAAACGUUGAAACUUAAAUUCGAAAAAUCGAAGAAAUCGAAAAAUGCGAAGUUGAAGGCAAACGAAAUUGCAAAAAUUCAGGGUGCGAGCGAAUCGCGCAAAGACGACAUAGCUCCAGAGCGUAACGUCGAACGGAUGGUAUCUCCAGCAUCACCUCUAACGUCGGCACAAAUAAACCCACAGCUUCCGUCACAAGUAACGUCCGAAUGGACGACUCAACAGCCGCACUUGGCAACAUUCAAAUCACCGGCACUUGUUAAGUCCUUGACCGAGCCACGUGCUAUGGCAACAGCAGCAACAACAAUUGCUACUGUAGCACAAUCACCCAAAUUUGAAGUAGAAUUUGCACUGACACCGUCAACACCAACACCAACAAUGACACCUGCGCCCGCACCACGCACCGUAACUCAACAACUAAGCAGCACUAUAGCUCAGUUUAUGGAUGCUGAACGACGGCAGCACGUUGAGGUCACCAACGAUUUCAAUGACGCUGAAGAUACAGAGAGUAGCAUUGAGAGUGUUAUUGCUGCUGCGCCAACAACAACUUCAUUGCCGUCGUCGUUGCGCACACCCAACCAGAAGCCAUCACUGUUGCCGAAGCCAAAAGUUAAAGUCAUCAUACCACCUGCAUUGCUGCUGCAACAACAACAGCAACAGCAAGAAGAACAACACGAAUUAUCACCACCAACACUGACCAGUCGCAUUCCCAUCCGCACAGCAAAUGCCGAAAGGCGCGCGUUGAAGGCAGCUGGUGCGGCGGCGGGAACAGCGGCUGAUUGUGGUGUUGCGAGUGUUGAAAAAGUUGCUAUUGCUGUGGGAGAGCGCUCACUCGACGCAACGCUACGCGAGCAGUCACCUACAAAUGUGGCGAAGAGCAAAGCAAUGAUUAAUGCUGAGAAACGAGCAUCCUGGCGCGCUGCUCGCUUGCGCUCACUGGAACAAGGUGCACAGGAGGCUCAAAACGUCAUCAAAAAUAUGAAUAAAAUUGCAGACGAUCUACUGGUUGCACCCGCCAUUAGCGAGGCUAAAAAGAUUGUUUUUCCAAAAAUCGCAAUAAAAUCAAGCGAUGGUCCAGUUAUAAUACGCGAACGUGAAAAGAUACUCGAUGAAAAAAUUAUGCGGCGAACCGAAGAGGUGCCAUGUCCUGUCACAGGACGACCUCAAUUGCGAACCGUUGAAUACAUAGAGAAAAUCAUCGAAACUGAGGUGGAAACUUGCCAGGAGAAGAUAAUCUCAUUAGAAUUGCAAGAUCCGGAAAAUGAUGAUGACGAUAGUAACGACAGCAGAAGAGCCAAAAGCACCAGCCCAUAUGCAUUCCCAACUUACGGCGUAAGUAGCAAAGACUCAACAACAGUGGUGGCAGCAGCAACACCAACAACCGUUGCAGUUGCCAUGGCAGAUGAGACAUUAGAGGAUGAGGAACCGCCGGAGCUAUUGAGAGAAACCAUACUAUUGGACACAGUUGACGAGCAUGACUACGAUGACACCACAGAUGAAGAUGAAGAAGAAGAAGGUGAGGAGGAAGAGGAGGACGCUGCCUCUAUAGUGACCGUUCAUGCAAAUAAUGAACAACUGUUCCUACGCACCGAUGAUGAAUCUAUCGUUUCUGAUGAUUUCGAUGGUAUUGGCAGGUAUGGCCCCUCGUCCAUCGACAGCGUGUCGUCCAUAUCAAAGUUGCGUAUACAACCUGUUCCAAUAACAAUACACCAGACAUUGGCUAAGGAAGUUGUUGUAACAGCGCCGGCUGUCUCAACUCGAAUUGUCCCAUCAACGAAUACCGAAUCUCCAAUACAUGGUACAACCGCAGCACACACCAUUGUGGAGGUAGUAAACCCGUUGAUAUCGGGAGAUGGGCAGGUAAAAUGCAUUGCGGUGGGAAAGAUAACCGAAUACGAAUAUCCAAUUUUCGACAAUGAAACAAGGAUGAGAUUGCGGUCACAGCGAAUUGAUAGCGAUGUUACAGAUGUUGACGCAAAGAAGGUAGAGCAAGACGUUGAUGUUGAACAUGGCGAGGAUGACAAUGAUGAUGAGGCUGAGCAAUUGGCGGCUGCUGCGACGGGAGUAUUUCGUAGUGAUACGUUUGUCUUGCCUACAAUACAACAACAACAACAUCAAGAGCAACACCAGCCGCAAGAGGAACUUUCAUUGAAUGCAAAAAUGAAGAACGUAUUGGUGGAGCUAUUGGAAAAUGAGCGUGUUAAAUUGAAUUUACAGAAAAGCCUUGAAGAGGAUGAUGAGGAGCAGCAAGAACUCGCCUACGGCGAUCCCGAUGAUGAAGAUGAUGAUGCGGUUGACUAUGCAGCAGUACGCGGUAGAGAAUUCAGCGGCUUUAGCCGUGGCGGAGUGAGAGGUACGAGCGAUGGUAAUGGCAAUGACCGAAUGCUGGUGGAACUAAUGAGGGACAGUAACAGGAAUACAAUUAAAAAGUUGGCCGGAGGCUUGGACGAUGAUGAAAGUGAUGUAGAGGAGGACGAUGAUGAGGGAGAGGAAGAAGAAGACUCCUUAGAUUCGAGUGAUUCAGAGGACGAUGCAGAAGAUGAUGAAGAGGCUGUGAACAUAACACUUAUCGAUGGCUGUCAAGUGAUUGAGAACCCGAACACCGAAACGCCACUAAAAUUGCAAAAAUCACAAACGUAUACUUCCAUGAAGGACGCAGAGCAGCUACAGGACAAGCCAACUACUGAAGUAGCUAUCGCACAGGAAGAUGUGGACAAGGACAUCGAGCAUACAGUGGAAAAACUUCAGGCAGAACAACGUAAACUUGAAGAAAUCACAAAACAACUGCGCAAAUCUGUGGAAAACUUAUUGGCGGACGACGAUGCAAUUGCGGGAGCAGUUAGUCACACAAACAAAGGUGAAAAUAGUGAAAUCGCUGAAAAUCUGACACAUGAAGUUGUACGCACUGUGGAAACGAAGACUGUCAUAGACGAAGAUGGUAGCAAGAAAACCAUUGUUAUUGAAACUAUACACAAGCCCGAGAGCAAGCCAAAGCAGCCUGAACGAUCUCGUGAAGAGUCAGGCGAGGCGCUUUUUAACAAACUCCUGCACGCUGGCGGCGAUCUUAAACAGAUAUUGGAUCGACAAACGGGCGAAAGUGUUAUAACGACCACCACCACAGAUACGGACGGCACUGUCACUACAACUACGACCACAAUCUCAAAUGUGAUAAAAAGUGGCAUCCCACGUGCCGUGGUGUUGAAAUCAGAAACUGGUAAAACUGAAGAGACCACGGAUGCGGAAAGUGUUGGACGUUCCGGAGAAACUGAUGGCAGCAGUAGUAAACAGAACAAACAAAAACGUAAAGGAAAAAUGGCAACAAGUAAAUAAGAGAUAAAAUUAACAAAAUGAUAUUUCGCUGAACACAAGAACAUCUCAGCGGCACUGCAUUCGGCGUGAAUAGUGCAAAAUAAAAUAUCUAUACAUAUAAGUAUACACACAGAUAUUUAUAUAUGUGUUUAAAAGUAAGUUUAGGAGCCGAAAUGAUACAUAACAGAACCAAUAUUUAAUGCAUACUUCUGCAGCCAGUUGCAUUUAUCGACGGAAGUAUGCGUGAGGCAGAAGUUGGGUGGUGAUAUGCACGUGGAUGUAAGGGUACUGAUCAGUAAAUUGGUCGGGGCGUAAAAUAAUCAGGUAGUAAGUAAAUUUUUUAAACACACGUGAAUAUUAAUAGGAUUAUGGAGCUAAUGGAGCGCGCUCUUUGAAAUUUUGCAAUAUUGUUUGCGGGAAGUUUUUAUUAGUGUAAUGAUAUUCCCAAUGAGUUUGAAUAAAAUAAUAAUAGCCUGACGUAGGCAUUCGUGCCAGGUAUUUUAGGUCAAGCUCUUCUUCAAUUCUACUGAUGUGCGAAAGGCGGUAAAGAAAACAAACCAGCUUAUAGAUUUAUGCCGCCUCCGAAAAGCAGAUGGAUUUUUAUGAUAAUCUUCUUUAAUAGCCAAGUUACACUUGGAUGUAAACGGCCGACAACUGUUGGAAGAAACUUAUUGAUAUUUUAAUAUCCGCAGUAGGCAUAUAACCCCUUACCUGGUAUCGUUAUACCAGGCACAAUUAUGCUUCGACAAUUUUUUAUACAAAACGUAUCGAUAUUCCUUUUGAAUUAUAUGCUUGAAUGUAUGUAUGCCUUGAGUGUGCAGGCCCCGACCCUUUAUUUUAAUAACUUAUGAGGUUUUAACUAUACAUAUUUACUUUUGAACAAUACGAAUACAUACAUACAUAUAUAAUUUGUUUUUAAUUAACAAGCAUUUGCAUUUAUCAUUUGUAACUAAUAUAAUAAAGUUCAUUGAAUAUAUUUUUGUGUUAUUAUGCAUUUAUAUGACGAUACCCAAACGACGUUAUAUGUUAAAUCUCAAUUUCCGUACCCCCACCCACUCACAAGAACGCUACGGUUUACAAAUUGGUUUAAUUUUCUGAAAGUAAAAGGUUUUAUUUAAAAAUAUUAAAUAAAAUUUUUGUUUUGCUUUUUUGUUGUAUCACCUAACGAACUAUUUAAUUUUAUACAUUUAUUUGCGCCGUUUUUUUUAUAUUUAUUUUUUACCCAACCGAUUAUUUGGUUUGUCUUUGACAAUUUUAGGUGAAAAAGUAAUGCUGCGCUAAUAAACCCACUGUACCGACAUUUGAACUCCUGUAGAUCUAUCACAUGCUUUUAUCCUUUCCUCGUGCAUCUUAAUGAGACGUAUGUGGAUGCGCGAAAUAUCGCUAGCAAAAAAAUGUAAACAAACAUAUAAGACAAAACCAUUAACGAGAGGAAAAGUAAAAAGAAAAACAAAAGAAAAAAAAAAACAAAAAAACGAGUGCAAACUUUUUAGCAUAGAAACAACUUCACAGAAAAUGUUGAAGGCUCUUAAUUAAAUAUGUAUUUUCGAUUCAAACACCUUCACAUGUAUUUGAUUAUACUCGUAAGUAAAUUUAUCCUUUUUAAACCAUUCCGUUCGUAAUUUGAUUUCUCUGUAUUUUAUAAUGUAAUAAUAAAGGAGUAACUAAUUGUAUUUUCAGUAAGUUUAAGUUACCUACAAAUGUAUGCGUGUAUUUGUUCGUAUCCAUGUACAAACAUAUAUCUACACACCUACAUAAAAUCGUAUGGAUUUAUCAUUGUAUCUACAUAUCUAUUGCUAUAUAUGUGUUUGUAAUACAAAUUUAAACUCAAUUGUUCUGCAAUAUAAUAAUGUAAGAAUGUACGAGUAUAAUGUAUAUAUAUAUCGACAUAUGUAUAUAUAUAUAUAUGUCGACAUAUGUAUAUAUAAUUUAUACUUGCAUACAUUCAGGUGUAAAUUGAAUGCACAACUAAUAAGUAAGAUUGAUCAGUACGUCCCCGAAACAAAUAUACAAUACAUACAACAUACAUCUGUACAUACAUAGGCAUUCAUAAGAAUAUGUAUGUAUCUAAAUUAAGUCCAUUGAAGCGACAUUCUAUAAAUAAACGAGGCAUAUACAUUUGUACAAUAGCUAAAUGCACACAUACAUAUAUAUA